This is a messenger RNA of Bursaphelenchus xylophilus (pine wood nematode), 1136 nucleotides long. NCBI's taxonomy places the organism in Eukaryota, Metazoa, Nematoda, Chromadorea, Rhabditida, Aphelenchoididae. The record is from the annotation of a GenBank genome assembly.
AUGGCUGACCCCGUACCUUUCCGCACGGCCAGUGCCCAAAAGAACAUGGGAUCGUUUCCCCCACCCGUUUACUACAGGGAUACCUUUGGACUACAGCCAAUAAACAAUCAUCCUUUCAGCCAAUCCAUCACGACCAUAGAUUCUGACAAUACGGAUACAAGCAAAUCUACAGGUAAUCUUAUUUCAUAAAGACGAGAUUUUAGUUCGCACAACUAUGAACAUCUACCAUCCGAUAUAUCACAACAACCAUCGUCUCGUGGAGAGUCAAUAUACGGAUCAUUCAACAUAUCAAGUAAGGCCAGAACAGACACAAAACCAUCAAUCCCUUCAGGUCGAACAAAUCGUCACAAAUCAAGUAUUGAUCCUGCAUGCCCGCGCAUUACUUAUCCUUAUUUUAUGCGCUUUUGGAGCAGCUAUUCAGCUGGUAAGACAAAAAUUCAAGAAUUUCUAUAACGCAAAUUUAGCUUAUGUUUUCCAUAAUCUGCAUUCUGUUUGACGGAUCCCCUUACUACUUCUCAUUGAUAGCAAGUAUUCUGUUCAUGCUAAACUCGUUUCUCCUCUUCUAUUUCCUCAGAAAACACCACUCCAGAAACCUUUUAGUAAGCAAAACAAUGAAAUCAGAAUGUUUUUAGACAAUUUGUUGCUUUACAACAACAGCCGUCUUCAUAAUUUCUGUAUUUCUCUUCUUUUGGACAGCUUAUCUUAUAUACGAAGAAGACCAAAAAAUACGAAAGGAUGGAUUCGACUUUUCUCAAGCCGAUUUACAAACCACCAACCAGAUCGUGGUAAAUACACGAGUAGCCAUGUAUAGUUUACACAUGAUCUUCACUCCUAUCCAAGGUAAAUAAAGGUAACUAACACGGUGAACAAUAUUUAGCCGUAUGUUGCGCUGCAAUUCUAUUCAUUCUGUUCAAGACUCUAACUUCUUUACAAGAUGGUAAGAUUCUCAAAGGAUACUUCUUUAGCAGACCUAUUGGACAUCAGGUAAUCAGACUGACUAGUUUACUAUAUAAAUUUAGACAGUACUAGUCCCAAUCGAAGUAAAACAAGUUCGCAACCUAGAUCUAUGCGACGAUAACACCGACAAUAAUUCCGUUGGCGUUCAGACCACAAGAGAAGUCGCAUUACACAGUUGA